Arabidopsis thaliana (thale cress) is the source of this 3591-nucleotide messenger RNA. RefSeq names its product splicing factor-like protein. The coding region runs from base 90 to 2504 and encodes 804 amino acids. The record is from RefSeq and is marked reviewed. Gene Ontology annotation, molecular function: nucleic acid binding; zinc ion binding; RNA binding. The transcript has a single exon. Gene Ontology annotation, cellular component: nucleus; nuclear speck. NCBI's taxonomy places the organism in Eukaryota, Viridiplantae, Streptophyta, Magnoliopsida, Brassicales, Brassicaceae.
GCUCAAUAUCGUUUUCGAUAAUAAUCUCUCUCAUGUAAGUCGCGACAUUUCUUGUCUUAGAUCUGAAACCCUAACUCUUGAGUUUUGCUAUGGAGUCCGUCGAAAUGAACAAUCCCAAUUCGCAAACCCUAGAUCAACCUCCUCCUUCCUCCAACGGAGACACUGCUCCACUCGCAUUGGAUCAUAUGAAUCCUCAGAAUUCGGAGUCUGUGGCUUUAAACGGUUCUUCUACUCCUAUCCCCGAUACUAAUGGUUCAUCAGCAAAGCCUGAGCUCUUACGUCCUUUGCUAUCGGAGAACGGUGUUAGCAAGACGCUGAGUGGUAACGAUAAGGAUCAGUCUGGUGGAGAGGAAGAGACUACAAGCCGGAGGAAGCGUCGGAGUCGGUGGGAUCCUCCGCCUUCUGAGUCCAUUAAUAACCCUAGCGCCGAAGGGGGUACUGAUUCCGGUACUGGGACUAGGAAGCGUAAGUCGAGAUGGGCAGAUGAUGAGCCGAGGACGCAAAUUCAGUUACCUGACUUCAUGAAGGAUUUCACUGGAGGUAUUGAGUUUGAUCCUGAGAUUCAAGCUUUGAAUAGUAGGUUACUUGAGAUUAGUAGGAUGUUGCAGUCUGGUAUGCCUUUGGAUGAUAGACCAGAAGGACAGAGGUCUCCUUCACCAGAGCCUGUGUAUGAUAACAUGGGAAUUAGGAUCAACACUAGGGAGUAUCGAGCGAGGGAGAGGUUGAAUAGAGAAAGACAAGAAAUUAUUGCUCAGAUUAUCAAGAAGAAUCCUGCUUUUAAACCUCCGGCAGAUUAUAGACCUCCUAAGCUCCAUAAGAAGCUUUUCAUUCCAAUGAAGGAGUUUCCUGGUUACAAUUUUAUUGGUCUGAUUAUUGGUCCCAGGGGUAAUACUCAGAAGAGAAUGGAGAGGGAGACUGGUGCAAAAAUUGUAAUUCGGGGUAAAGGGUCUGUAAAAGAAGGUAGGCAUCAGCAGAAAAAGGAUUUGAAAUAUGACCCUUCUGAGAAUGAAGACUUGCAUGUUUUAGUCGAGGCUGAGACUCAGGAAGCUCUUGAAGCUGCUGCUGGUAUGGUUGAAAAGCUAUUGCAACCUGUUGAUGAAGUGCUCAACGAGCACAAGAGGCAACAGCUCAGGGAACUUGCAACCUUGAAUGGGACAAUAAGGGAUGAAGAAUUCUGUAGACUGUGUGGUGAGCCAGGACAUAGACAGUAUGCAUGUCCUUCUCGUACGAAUACCUUUAAGAGUGAUGUUCUUUGCAAGAUCUGUGGUGAUGGUGGACACCCUACUAUUGAUUGCCCGGUGAAGGGUACUACUGGGAAGAAAAUGGAUGAUGAAUAUCAGAACUUCUUGGCAGAGUUAGGAGGAACUGUACCUGAAUCUUCUCUCAAACAGAGUGCUACCUUAGCUCUUGGUCCGGGAAGUUCGGGAAGUAAUCCUCCAUGGGCUAAUAAUGCAGGGAAUGGUGCAAGUGCGCAUCCUGGCUUAGGGUCAACUCCGACUAAACCCCCCUCCAAAGAAUAUGACGAAACAAAUUUGUACAUUGGGUUCUUACCUCCGAUGCUGGAGGACGAUGGUUUGAUUAAUCUCUUUUCAUCCUUUGGUGAAAUUGUGAUGGCAAAGGUAAUCAAGGACCGUGUGACUGGGCUGAGCAAAGGCUAUGGUUUUGUGAAGUACGCUGAUGUACAGAUGGCUAAUACUGCUGUUCAGGCAAUGAAUGGCUAUCGUUUCGAAGGCCGAACACUCGCUGUCAGGAUUGCAGGCAAAUCGCCACCGCCUAUUGCACCUCCAGGACCUCCAGCUCCUCAACCACCAACUCAAGGUUAUCCUCCCUCAAACCAGCCGCCUGGUGCCUAUCCAUCUCAACAGUAUGCCACUGGUGGUUAUUCAACAGCUCCAGUUCCUUGGGGUCCUCCUGUUCCUUCCUAUUCUCCAUAUGCUCUUCCCCCUCCUCCUCCUGGUUCUUACCAUCCUGUCCAUGGUCAACAUAUGCCUCCUUAUGGAAUGCAAUACCCACCACCACCACCUCAUGUGACACAAGCACCUCCACCUGGCACUACUCAAAACCCAUCUUCUAGUGAACCCCAGCAAAGCUUCCCACCAGGAGUACAAGCUGAUAGUGGUGCUGCUACGUCGUCUAUACCACCAAAUGUCUAUGGUAGCUCAGUCACGGCUAUGCCUGGACAGCCUCCAUAUAUGAGUUAUCCGUCUUACUACAAUGCUGUUCCCCCUCCAACACCUCCUGCACCGGCCUCGUCUACUGAUCAUUCCCAAAACAUGGGUAACAUGCCAUGGGCCAACAAUCCUUCUGUCUCAACACCUGAUCACUCACAAGGUCUUGUUAAUGCACCUUGGGCACCUAAUCCUCCUAUGCCACCCACUGUUGGCUAUUCACAGAGCAUGGGGAACGUACCCUGGGCUCCCAAACCUCCAGUACAGCCUCCUGCAGAGAAUCCAUCCUCUGUUGGAGAGUCUGAGUAUGAGAAGUUCAUGGCUGAGAUGAAGUAGCAUGCGUGUUCUGAUGAGAAACUCCUUAGUGGAGAGGUAAGAUGUCCUCAUUUGAUGUUAUUGUUUGUUCUCCGUAGGAUAAAAUUUGAAAUCGAAUCAACUGGCUUUCAACAUAGGAUCAAAAAAGUUCCAACGUUUAAAAAAAAAAAAAAAAAAAAAAAUCUUUCUCAACCUCAUAUAUUUAGAGUUCCAGUUUGCAGGAUACUGACUUUUUGUCCAUAAUUUUGUUCUCGAAAGCCUUCCUUCUCAUGUAAUAUAUCUGUUCUAGUUUUAUCACAUAAUAACUAACUGCUAUAGCUUAUAAUAUGGUCACUGAUGUGUUUGUGAGCAAUGCCACAGCUACAGGAGCAUCUGUCCUGGUAUUCAAUUCUGAAACAUAGAAUCCGGGAGUUGGAUGUUCGAAUUUUGUCAGUCUACCCUUUUUGCUCUAUGUUUUAUUCAGUAACUUUUAAUGUGUUUUCUAUCCCACAUGAAAAGAAUUUGUUUUCACUAAUCAUUUUUUCUAUUUUACAACAUCUAAACUGCUACUAGAAUAGAAUCCAAAAGUUUGCCCCUGUUAUUGUAUACAUCUCAUUAACACGAAUCUUUGUUUUGUUGACAUUGUUAAUUUUUUUCAGGUGUGAUGUUUCUUGGAGAUCUUGUACCCUGAUUUCUUACAUCUUUCUUGUUGGAAGUUUGGGACUCACAUCCUAACCCUUGCUAUGCUGUUGUGAAAUAUGCAGAGAUUCAGGCUGGAAGCUCCCUGUUCAGACAAUUGCCUUUGCAGAAAGGCCAUGAGAAUUUUAUUAAUGUUACUGAUAAUAAUUGCUGCUCUUUUGUAGGACUACUAGCAUUAUGGCCCCUGCUAUGCAGGGUCAUAGUAUCUGGCAUAAAAUAUAUCAAAUUUUCAAUUCAGUGGCUUGUACAAAUAUUUUGCUUAUUAUUCGGAUGCGUGAAAUAUUGAAAAAAAAUUCUAGAUGAAGAAUAUGGAGAGAAAAUUCCCUCUAUUUUUUCUGAAAAUAAUAAAUAUAAGUAGACACAUGGAGAUCGUGGAACUUGUGGGAGUUAACCCUUGUAAUAUGAUAGAAUUGUUUAGGGACUAUUGGGC